Molecule: messenger RNA, 315 nt
Organism: Gossypium raimondii (Peruvian cotton)
Lineage: Eukaryota; Viridiplantae; Streptophyta; Magnoliopsida; Malvales; Malvaceae
Product: 60S ribosomal protein L13a-4
Exons: 3
Coding region: 1-315 (104 amino acids)
Biological process (GO): negative regulation of translation; translation
Cellular component (GO): ribosome; cytosolic large ribosomal subunit
Molecular function (GO): mRNA binding; structural constituent of ribosome
Source: RefSeq, a predicted model, not a curated record
AUGUGCUCCAAAAGGGUAGCGGUGGAUGCAAGACGUCACUUGCUGGGAAGGUUGGCUUCCAUUUUGGCCAAGGAGUUGUUGAAUGGCCAAAAAGUCGUGGUGGUGAGAUGUGAAGAGAUAUGCAUGUGGGGUGGAUUGGUUAGCCAGAAGAUGAAUCUCAUGAGGUUUCUUAGGAAGCGUAUGAACACUGAGUCUUCUUAUGGAAAAUGGAUGCUAUCCACACUUUUGCCAGAGAAGGAGAACUGGAUAAUUUGCUUAAAUGCAUUGAAAGUGGUGUUUCUGUGCAUUUGCAAGAUAGUGAAGGGAAGACCCUGA